AUGGAUACAGCAGAGAAUUUACAUUUUCAAGACAAUGGCUUAUUUAUAGAAGCCGUUCGUUCUCGGCCUAGUUUAUGGGACAUCCGCCAAAAUUCCUACAGGAAUCAAACGUUGCGAAGCAAGGCUUGGCAAGAAUUUCUCGGAGAACUUGGUCUUCUGGUUUCUCAAGAGAAUAUAAAAGCCAUAGGAAAGCGAUGGAGUUCCUUACGGUAUUGUUACAGUAAGUGGAAAGAAUUCGGUACUAGGAGUGGGUCAAGUGGAGAGAAAAAAUAUUUUCCGCACUCGGCACAAAUGGCAUUUCUGAAUGACUCGUUACAAACUCGGAGAUCCACGAGCCUUUGGCAAACUGCAAUUACUGAGGGGAUGGAAGAUGACCAUGAGGAGGAACGGCCAAGCACUUCAAACAAAAGUAUGAGCCACGAAAAAGAAAUUAUCGCUUUAAAAAAGGAAGAGCUUAAUAUCAAAAGGAGAUACGUGGAACAGCAGGAAACUAAAAAGAGCCAAGCAAAAAGUUUGGUGAAAGUGUUGGAUUAGACCUUGAAAACUUGCCAGGCCCCCUAUUUAGAAAAAUAAAAAUGCGCAUCAUGUCCGUUAUUGACGAAGAACUAAGCGAAUAUGAAAACAUAAAUUAAUAAUAUUUUAUACUAUGGACAGAAUUUACAAUAAUUUUUCAAAUUCUAAAAGCUUUUCAUCAAAAUUUCAAACACUUUAAUCAGACUUAUAAAAAACAAGGUAUGCAGUUUUGUAGCCCAUUAAAUUUUAGUGCAAUAAGAUACAAGUUUCAGGUAGUUUUUUUUUUGCAUGGAAGAAAAUGCACACAACACGCUCGCAAAAGCAAAUUCUCUAAAAUCAACAGAAUAUUUUAACUAUCUGAAACUUUUACAUGGCCUGAUUUUUUUUAACCUCUGUUUAAAGAGUUUGAAUUGUGAUGAAAAGUUUUUAGAAUCUGAAAAAUUAUUGUGAAUUCUGUGCGAAGUUUGGAAGUUUAAUUUAUAUGGUGUUAGUUAUAGAAUAAACUAUAGUCUUAUUAAAAAUACCAAAAAACAAUGUACCGUGGAAAACGUUUUGAAUUUUUUUAAAUGAAUUCGGGUAUGGAAAUUUAUGAUAACGAUUGUAUUUAUGUGUAACUAAAACUUUGCGGAUUUUGAACUACAGUAGUUACAGAAAUAUGUAAAUAUGUAUCUUCUUUCACUGUCUUAACAAUAAAAAAACUGUAAUAAAAAG
Rhagoletis pomonella (apple maggot) is the source of this 1224-nucleotide messenger RNA. RefSeq lists its product as uncharacterized. Lineage: Eukaryota; Metazoa; Arthropoda; Insecta; Diptera; Tephritidae. Gene Ontology annotation, biological process: regulation of transcription by RNA polymerase II. Gene Ontology annotation, cellular component: transcription regulator complex; nucleus. The record is from RefSeq and is a predicted model, not a curated record.